Messenger RNA from Mangifera indica (mango), 537 nucleotides. RefSeq lists its product as uncharacterized. The transcript has a single exon. NCBI's taxonomy places the organism in Eukaryota, Viridiplantae, Streptophyta, Magnoliopsida, Sapindales, Anacardiaceae. Bases 1 to 537 code for a protein of 178 amino acids. The record is from RefSeq and is a predicted model, not a curated record.
AUGCAUUGUGAUGUGAAGCUUGUGAGGGAAAACACAAACAUUGGCUUGACAAUAGUCUAUGGUAGUAAUAACCCCAUGGAGAGGAAGGUUUUUUGGCGUAGUCUCAUAAAUAAAUCCCAUAUGAUGCAAAACUCCCCUUGGAUUAUAUUGGGUGAUUUUAAUGCUAUUAAACACCCUCAAGAAAAGGUUGGUGGGGCACCUUGGGGUAAUUACUACUGUGAAGACCUUAGAAAUUGCAUGAGGGAUGCUGAAUUGGAUGACCUAAGGUUCAUGGGUCAUCUCCUAACUUGGAGCAAUUGUAGUGAAGGUGAGAGAAGGAUUGCAUGCAAACUAGAUAGGGCUCUUAUAAAUGAUUCUUGGAAGGAUAUAUUCCCAAAUGCUAUGGCUCAUUUCCUCAACCCCUCUAUAUCCGAUCACUCUCCUUGCAUGGUAAGAAUGGGAACCAUAGAAGGUUGUAGGAAAGUCCCUUUUAAGUUCUUUAAUAUGUGGACCCACCAUGAAAACGUUCUUGACAUUGUUGUUGAAGUUUGGAACUAA